Pocillopora meandrina is the source of this 2535-nucleotide messenger RNA. NCBI's taxonomy places the organism in Eukaryota, Metazoa, Cnidaria, Anthozoa, Scleractinia, Pocilloporidae. The record is from the annotation of a GenBank genome assembly.
CUUAGAUUGUGUGUGACAACUGAUAACGUUUCGGAAGAACUGUGUUUUGUGGCUGAAAUUUGUCCAAAUGGAACCGAGUUUGGAUUGUAGAACUCCUCCAACAUCACCAGAGCUAAGCCGUUUAAAGACAAAGCGUCGAUGCCCAUUUGGAGAGUCUCCUCAACCUUUGAAGGUCCCGGCGUCUGAAAGCGUAAUGGCGCGCGAUGACAGUUCCACACGUACAACUGAUCAAAGUUCCACGUCAAUCACUGGUACACACUUAAAAGACAAUAUUUUUUAAAAAACUUGUGGCCUAGGAUGGAUAACUCGAAGAAAAUGAUCGCAUUAGUUUUAAACCAUUUAAUUUUAACUUGUAACUUGUCUUGCUUUCUUUUCGCUUCCCGAUUUCACUUGGAAAGCGAAGGAGAGCCUUCGCUUAGAAGAUUUCCGUAUAACCCUGCACUCUUCGUAAUAACAAAGCUGUGGUCUAUAUGGUAUCGUUUUUUCCUUCGUUUUCCUUUGUCAGGGCAUAUGCAUAAUAAGCCAGGCUCCAGCUGUGCAGAAAUUUUGCUAGUGCUUUGUUGUUGCCGCCCCCCCUUCCUAAUAAACAGGGUGGGGAUUUUGGAGUUGAGCCAGGAGGCACCCCAGCGUACGUUCCUUUAGGGUGGUUUUAUCGAAUAUCUUGAAUUUGAUUCUGGUUACUCACAAAUUCACUUGUGUGUUUUUAAGUAGAGCCAUUUCUGGAAUACAACCAAAGAUCACCCUUUAAAUGUGGUACCUUUCAGCUUGUGCAUUUGAGGUGCUCAUGAACAGCCAGAGAAGUCAAAGGGAUGCUGUCCAUACUUCUCCACUACAACCAGCUGUGACUAGUUCUUCCUGUCAAUGUUGGAUUUGUCACCAUUAGCGAUUCUAUACCUGCAUUCUCUUGAACACAAUUGUUUACAUUGAGAGAUAAUAAAUAGUAAAUGGUGAUGCUUUGGAGCGAAACUACUGUUGCUUUUCUGCUCACUAUCGCUAUGAUAAUCAUGAAGCGUCCUUUAUUGUGCAACAUGCCAGGAGCUGCGCUGGCAGCAAAACAAGGCAACCAGAGGUGGUACAGCAAUCGAGAACGGGAAAGGCCAGGGAUGAGUCCACAAAUACCCAUGUAAACAACACAUCACAUACACACUGCUUUGUAACAUACAUGUAUAUACCACAAACUUUCUACUGGUUUUAUCGUUGAAGACCCUUACUUGGAAGAGCAAUUUUUGUUACCAGUAACCUAACAUCGGUAUGUACAUUCUCCAUACUUUUCUCUAUACAUUUCCUGAGGUGCUGACAAGGAGAAUUUGAUUGAAGUGUUGGUGAUCAUUUCCUUUAUUCUCAUGACCUUAAUGUGUGAUUCAGGGGUGAUUUUGUAGGGAGAAAUUAGAUGCUGGUCACUCUUAAGGGUUAAAGGGUUAAGUUUAUGUUUAUUUGUGAAAUUCAUAUCCCUUAACUCUUUAACUCCCAGAAGUGAUGUUUUAACCUGUAACUUCUCACAACAAUAUCCAUAGAUUAUCCAUCAAACGGGUAGUGAGAAUACUUAAACUUAUCAGGUUGAAGUUAUUAUCUCAAUUUAAAACCAAAUUCUUGUAACUAUUUUACAGGGAAAUGUGUAGCAGCUAGAGGGGAGAAUUAACAAUCAGAUCUGGGAGUUAAAGGGUUACUGGUAAUCCUUUCACUUCAGUGAGUGGAGAUAGUCCUCGGCAUUGACUGGCUAGAACUGCGUGUAAGCUUUUAUGCACACUAAGUUGCAUAAAGGUUGUUACCUAAAAAGCCUUCGCAAUGAAUGAUGAGACACACCCCCCCCCCCUUCACCUUUAUAGGUCAGAUGUUAAUAAUCACCACCAUUAGUUGCAUGUGGUGAAUGAUGGAAGCUAUCCAAACUUUGCUGGAAGAAAAGGGUUUUCAUCAAAAAAUAUUUUCCAUGAAUGAGAAGAGAAGUGAAUAUUAGAGGCUUCAAAAUCCCCCUGGCAACUGAACUUUUGAAGAUUGGUUUGUUCAAAUUUCCCUCCCUCCUCCUGACCUGGGGAAAAAAUUGUGUUCAGAUGCCCCAACCAUCCUAAAGCUUGUAUUCUGCUUGAAAGAUUUGGCACCUCCUUUUCAAUUCCCCACCCCAGCCUGGAAAGGUUCAAAUUCCUCACCCCAUGGGCACAGUUAAAUGCCCAUGGCUUGCCUGGGGAGGGGGAUAUUAAAGCUUUGAAUUGAAUAGGACACUGUAUGUGAACAUUUCCCAUAAAGCUGUUGGGUCUCAUCAUUUAUAGAACAUGCUAUUCAGGUGCCAAUUUUUUUGCAGUUCAGUGUAUGUUUUUGUAUAUGUUUAGCAUUUGCCAUGUCACCAGUAUUUUCUAAAGGUAAAGUAAGUAUUGAUGAAAAAUUUGGCAUACAAGGCUGUAGCAUUUAUUAUUAACUUGAAAGUAUUUUCCUAUAGGGCUUUUAUUCAAAGGUUGAACUUAUUUAAAAAAAUCACAUUUAUUAAAUCCCUGUCAACAAUAAUGUAAAUAUCAUGUUGAAUAAGAACAUGUUUUAAAUUCC